Messenger RNA from Penicillium odoratum, 573 nucleotides. Its product is annotated as NOPCHAP1/New4 family protein. Lineage: Eukaryota; Fungi; Ascomycota; Eurotiomycetes; Eurotiales; Aspergillaceae. The transcript is spliced from 2 exons. Bases 1 to 573 code for a protein of 190 amino acids. The record is from RefSeq and is a predicted model, not a curated record. Gene Ontology annotation, biological process: box C/D snoRNP assembly.
AUGGGGUCCACAAACCGCCAAACUAGUCUCCCUAUGCGUCCCUCAGCGCCCAUCCCUGACAAUGAAGAUUCCGACCCAACGUCCUCCUCCGGCUCCUCAUCCUCAGAAAGCGACAGCGAAGACUCGGAAGAUGAGAAUGACAUGCACCACGAACCUCGGGCUGCUAUGGAUACAUCAAAUACAUCAUCAAUACCUAAUGUGUCGGGUCGCCCGAAGCCAAAAAUACAUAAGAUGCAGGGAAAUUCCGAGCUGUUGGCGCGGUUGUCUUCGUUUUUGCCGAAGAUGAAAAGUGCGAAUGAGGAUUUGGAGAAGGAGAUUGCGGCUGGAAGGGGAAAGGAUAUUAUUCUGGAUGAGGUGGAUGAUGAUAAGGAUUAUAUUGAGAUGAAUCUUGGAUUGGGAGUGUUAGAGGAAAAACGUGACGGAGAUUCUAGUGGCGAUGAGGCCGAUGAUGAAGAUAUGGGUGGAAUGGAGUCGGGGACGAAGAAGAGUGGCGUUGAUGAUAUUUUGGAGAAGUUGAUGGGUGGGAAGGAUUUAGACGCUGACAAGCCGUCGAUUGAGGAACUUGGUCAAUAG